UUUCUGUUUCUGAGUCAGUGGGGGAAGCAUCGGCACAGUCAACCUCUCUAGCAUCUACGAAGUUGAAUGAGCGUCCUGUGAGAACACACAAGCAAAGCUUCUCCUGGAAUAAGUCAUCUGACAUCUGAUCCUUUCGAUUGUCUGUCCUGUUCCUGCUGCCCUAGAAACCAUGCAAGGACUCGAACAGACCACCAUGGCAGUGGUUCCUGAAGGGGCUCAGCCCUCGGAGAAUUCUGUUAUGAAAUCACAGAUGUGGAACGAAAACAAAGAGAAAUUCAUGAAGGGGGAACCCAAAGUCCUCGGGGUUGUUCAAAUUAUGAUUGCUCUCAUAAACUUCAGCUUAGGAAUAAUAGUUAUGAAAAAUAUGUUUUCUGAAGAACACAUUUCAGUGAUGUUAAUGGCCCCAAUUUGGGGACCAAUAAUGUUCAUUAUCUCAGGAUCUCUGUCAAUUGCAGCAGAAGUGAAAACAACAAAAAGCCUGAUCAUCAGCAGUCUAAUUCUGAACACUAUCAGCUCUGUGUUGGCUGCAGCUGCAAGCAUAAUGGGUGUUAUUGGUUUGGUUGUGGGUGCAUACUUUAGAAGUUAUCCACUCACCAGGGGUUUUGAGGUUUUGAUGCUAAUUUUAAAUCUGCUAGAAUUCUGCAUUGCUGUGUCUGUAUCUGCAUUUGGAUGUAAAGUUUCCUGUUGUAACUCCAGUGAGGUUCUUGUAGUGCUACCAUCAAAUCCUGCUGUGACAGUGAUGGCACCUCCCACGACACUUCAACCAUUGCUACCAUCAGAACACCAGGGGAAAAAUGUUCCAGAAAAUGUAUACCAGAACCACACAGAAGAAAUAGUCUAAUUUUCAUGUUUA
Molecule: messenger RNA, 853 nt
Organism: Apodemus sylvaticus (European woodmouse)
Lineage: Eukaryota; Metazoa; Chordata; Mammalia; Rodentia; Muridae
Product: membrane-spanning 4-domains subfamily A member 4D-like
Exons: 7
Coding region: 170-841 (223 amino acids)
Cellular component (GO): membrane; Golgi apparatus
Source: RefSeq, a predicted model, not a curated record